Messenger RNA from Porites evermanni, 2417 nucleotides. The record is from the annotation of a GenBank genome assembly. NCBI's taxonomy places the organism in Eukaryota, Metazoa, Cnidaria, Anthozoa, Scleractinia, Poritidae.
AUGGCUCAAGCAGCUAGUUCUUCUCUCCCUUUGCGUCGUACAAGCAGAAAAAUUAAACCCAAAGUCGACCCCGACUUCGAGUACGACUACGUCCAACAGCGUAUUGACCAACUGGACCGCGAGCUCGCUGCCUCUGGACUAUCACCGCGUGUUUCUCAGGUUCCUUCGUCGCCCGGUCGCCCUUCCAUUCCUUUAAGGCAGAUGACCGAGUCUCCUGCGACCUCUCAGGCUGCAGACCUUACAGCUCAAACACUUUCCUCCGAGCUUCAACUCGCCCAGCUGCAGCGAGAUAAGUUAGCCCUGGAACUCGAGGUUCUUAAGCUUCGUACCGCCGCCGCGGAGACCAAGUUUACUGAUGGAGCGGACCCUUCCAAAUCUGGUAAGGAAAGAAAAAAACGUACAAUCGACUGGCCCCACGAGUUUUGUCCUGGUGCGCCAACAUCAGACUUCGAGAAGUUGGAGCUGGCCAACUUUGUCGCAGGUUUUCUAAAAAUGAUCAAGCCCUACGAGGCCACGCGCAAAGAGGUCAUGCUUCAGCUCCUCGAAUUGCUUAUGCUCAAAGCUUCCAGCUACACUUGGAAGAGCGUAAGAGGUUUUUACGCUCACAUCGCUAAACAGGUCGAGUUGUAUCGCCUGGAAUUCAAUGAUGCCACUCAGAUUCGUGAUGCAGCCACGAUUUUCUUUAAGAAUUCAGAUCUACAGACUUCAACCCCUCAGCCACGCUCAACUAUUUCGGCUGGGGGCGGAUCCCCUUCUGGUGAUACCAACACUCGAUCUUCGAAGCCUGACGCUACACAGGGCAAGGCUUGUCGUCAAUGGAACUACACUGGUUCUUGCUCGUGUGAUACCGCGAGUUCGUCGUAUUCAGGGCAUCAUAAAUGUCGAGUUUGUGCUAAAGACCAUCCUAUGCUCCAUUGUGCUAAGCGACGUACUCCCAUCCCCGACGUUAACUUCACUUCGUAGGAGUCAUCUUGACUCGCGAGCUCCAACACAACUACGGACUGCUUCUCCCCUUCUUCGACCUCGGCUAUUUCUACGGACUUAUUGGCCUUACGGAUAUCCCUCGCACGAAAGUCAAUCUAUCCGUUGAUGACUUUGCUACAACAGCAGUGAUUCAACAUCUUUUGGUCUCAAAAUCGGAGUAUCCCAACGCUUUUGGAGCGCGUCUACCGGUGAUAACUCAGCUGAACAUAUCCGCCUGGGAAUUUUAUUUACAAAGCUACCAGGAUGCUCAUGUCGUUGAUUUCCUGCGCUUUGGCUGGCCCGUGAGUUAUACGGCCGAGAAUCUUCCCACUUCUUCGUCCUCUAAUCAUCCCUCCGCCGUUGAUUUCGCCGACCAUGUGGAACACUAUAUUAACACCGAACUUGGCUAUCACGCUAUUGCUGGCCCUUUCAGCACAAAUCCUUUACAUCAGCCUUUGAUUUGCUCUCCAUUACAAACAGUUCCUCAGAGGGGCUCAAAUCAACGGCGCGUUGUGAUGGACUUGAGUUAUCCACCGCAGUUAUCUGUCAAUAGCGGAAUUACAGCCUCAAGUUACCUCAACGAGCCCUACAAGCUUAGACUGCCCGGCAUCGAUCGUUUAUGUCAGUUCAUUCUUCACCAUGGCUGCGGUUGCCUCCUCUACAAAAAGGAUUUACGUCGAGCUUACCGACAACUCCCUAUCGAUCCGAAAGAUUAUCAUCUCCUAGGUUUUACGUUUAACGGUCGCUUGUACUUCGAUACCCGUUGUCCGUUUGGUUUACGAACCAGUGCUAUGAUCUGCCAACGAACUACGUCGGCCGUUAUUUACAUUUUUACGCAACAUGGUUACACGGCAGACGUUUAUUUAGACGAUUUCUACGGCGCGGAACGCCCCGAUAGAGCGUUCGAUGCUUUUCACCAGCUUCAGUCUUUGUUUGAUCGUCUCGGCUUGCAAGCUUCGCCUGAAAAAGACUGUCCACCAGCCACGACCAUGACUUGCCUUGGUAUCGAAGUUGACACCAACACCUUUUGUCUUCGUGUGCCGCGCGAUCACCUCGACGAUUUGUUAUUUGAACUGACUCACUGGAAAGCUCGCACAUCUUAUCGCCUUAAAGAAUUGCAAUCACUUCUCGGAAAACUGUCUUUCGUCACAGCGUGUGUCAAGUCAGGCCGCAUUUUCAUGUCCCGGUUGCUGAACAAUUUGCGUGCUUUUCCAUCUUCUCGACGAACCGCGGUGGUCUCACAUGAUAUGAAAUUAGACAUUGACUGGUGGCUCACUUUUCUUCCUCUUUUUAACGGCGUUUCCUUCAUCAAGUCCGAGGUCUGGUCUUUUGAUGAUUUCCAUUUUUCACCGACGCUUGCUUAUCUGGUGGCGGGGCCACAUGUCAAGACCAAUGUUUCUCCGUUGUAUUUCCUUCGAACAUUCUUCAGGAAGCGACGCAUAUCACUGCUCUAG